AUGCUGUUUUAUUAAUUUUUUUUUCGGGUCAAAAAUGGCUGCCGGUCCCAUCUAACCCUCCUCAGCAAGGAUUAACCAGGCCAUAAAUAAACUGCAAAGAGCGGGGUUGUUUCCGGACGGAGCUCUGGUCGGAGCACCGGGGGCGUAGCGUGCGCAGCGCCCGCACAAAGAUGAUGCUGCUGCUUCCAGAGGGGACAAACCUUUACGAGACAGAAUGAACCCGUUCCAACACAACACCCAACAAUAAAUGAGAAAAAUGAUGCACCGAUUGAGCAGCAGCACCAGUGACUUCUGUAUUGGUGGGCUGGCAGAGGACUGCCACCCAGCCAGCCACUUUGAUUUAUGCAGCACCCACUCCAACAAGUUUUAUGGCUCUCCAACAAACCCUGGUUUGCAGCUGUCCCUCGCCAGUCUUACCCCUUUGCCACAGGGAAUACACAAAGCCAUGACAUGCCAGCUGCAGGAGACCCAAGGUGACUUCCAACCACAGGCGGUGAGAAUCGGAGCCGGCGAGGCCCUGGCGCCUGAUGGCCCCAAGAAAAAGAAAGGUACAGUUAAAUCAGGGCGGAGAGGGAGGCCUUCGGGGACUACAAAGUUGGCUGGGUACCGCACAAGUACUGGACGCCCACUUGGGACGACCAGAGCGGCCGGAUUCAAAACCAGCCCAGGGAGACCCCUGGGGACCACCAAGGCAGCGGGAUAUAAAGUCAGCCCAGGCAGGCCGCCCGGCAGCAUCAAGAGUCUAGCUCGUCUCAAAAAGCUGGAGUUUGGCUGUGAUGCUGCAAAAACACUUGACUUGAGCAACUGCAGCAUUCCCAAGAAACUGGACUUCCCUGGCAGCGAUGUUCCACCUUUUCCGUACGCCAUCAUGGAAAGUAGAGAUCUCUGUGAUGCCAGCAGCAAAGUGGAUGAACCCGGCGAAUAGCUCAGCAGACGUCUCUGUUGAUUUGUUGCAUGAGCAUGCGUCAGAAAACCUUUUUUUUUUAAAAAUAAAGAAACUAUCACCUUUCACUCACAUCUAAUAAGUGAAUCAAAGUGUAAUUAUCAAUGCAGUAAUUAAUGCAUGCAAAAAAAAAAAAAAACAAUCAUCAGAAAAAGCAAAAAAAAAAGUCAUAAGUAGCAAUUCAAACUUUAUGUCAGAGUUGUUUGUUCCCUCUGUCUGGGCCAGCUCAAGGUAUAAGUCAAAAUUGAAUCUUCUUAGAAACCCAAAUUAAAUUUUCAUAACAUGGUGACCAUGUUAAAUGAAAAAAGUAUAUAGAGAUCAAUUAAAGUUUUUUUUUUUUAAAUGAGCACUCUGUCUGCAUUACUAUUUAUUUAAUAAUAUAAAGGAACUUUUGAAACUGCAUUAUGUUAUAGUCAAAUAACUUAAUGUUCGUUCACUAGUCGACUGAAAUAGAAACUAGUUGGAGGCAGAAGGUAAAACUGUCCAAGCAUGGACAUUAUGAUGAAUUGAAGGUGGGCCCCCAAAUGAAACUCUGCUUCAGGCCUCAUGAAUCCUUGAGCCGGCCCUGGCUCCACAACAUUUUUUUUUAUGUAUUUUUGUUCUAGUUUUACUUUCUGAAACAGAUCAACCAGCUCACUUCCUUGACAGAAAAUGUUUUCAAACUAGUCUACUUGUACAGUAUGUGUUUUAUUUUGUUUUAUAACCCAGCACCAAAGCUAAGCAGAUGGGUUUGACCUACCAGUUUCAGUUUUGACUGAUUCAGAUUUUCUUGCUGAAGACACAUUUAUGGGGACAAAAAUGGCUCUGGGUUAUUUUAUAAACAGAUUGUCACCGUCAAAGCAUUUGUCCCUAAAUUUUUGUGAUUUCUAUUGAGGCUAAAUAGUGGAUACUUACAGUUCUUUAAUACAUUUAGAGCCUGAAAAUGGUGGGAUUUAUUAGUUUUGGUUCUACAACAGGAAAGAAAAUGACCAUCUGUGGCAAAUUGAUCGGUGCAUCUCUUCAAACAAUUUGUGUUUGAAUUUUUUGAUUAGCUUCUACUGUUAUAACCUUCUCCUUUUUGAGCACAGUGUUUAUUCUUUCUGCACUUUGUAAAUAUAGAUGUCUUUCCUAUUUGUUAUUGAACUUAUCAUAACCACUUCCAUUUUUACGUAGUUAUACUUGUCACUAUUGAAAAUCAAAAAUAUGCAUUGUGGAUUAUAUAAUAAAUCCUAAUGUGCUGUAUGUGAAACCACAAUAAAAAUCUUUUCAAGAA
Molecule: messenger RNA, 2195 nt
Organism: Gambusia affinis (western mosquitofish)
Lineage: Eukaryota; Metazoa; Chordata; Actinopteri; Cyprinodontiformes; Poeciliidae
Exons: 2
Coding region: 248-925 (225 amino acids)
Source: RefSeq, a predicted model, not a curated record